This is a messenger RNA of Acanthosepion pharaonis, 672 nucleotides long. NCBI's taxonomy places the organism in Eukaryota, Metazoa, Mollusca, Cephalopoda, Sepiida, Sepiidae. The record is from the annotation of a GenBank genome assembly.
AUGUUCUGGGUUUCUUUUGUUCCAACUCAGUGGGCAAAAAGAAGAGACACACAUGCCUCAUUUCAUUUCCCCUCCAUAGUUCCUUUUCAAUGCAGCUUGAUGGGAAUAUCUACCGUAUAUCUAUAUCAAUAUCCAUACAAAGAUAUCUACCGUAUAUCUAUAUCAAUAUCCAUACAAAGAUAUCUACAGUACAUCUAUAUCAAUAUCCAUACAAAGAUAUCUACAGUACAAAUCAAUAUCCAUACAAAUCUAUCUACCGAUAUCUAUAUCAAUAUCCAUACAAAGAUAUCUACCGUAUAUCUAUAUCAAUAUCCAUACAAAGAUAUCUACCGUAUAUCUAUAUCAAUAUCCAUACAAAGAUAUCUACAGUACAUCUAUAUCAAUAUCCAUACAAAGAUAUCUACCGUAUAUCUAUAUCAAUAUCCAUACAAAGAUAUCUACCGUAUAUCUAUAUCAAUAUCCAUACAAAGAUAUCUACCGUAUAUCUAUAUCAAUAUCCAUACAAAGAUAUCUACAGUACAUCUAUAUCUAUAUCCAUACAAAGAUAUCUACAGUACAUCUAUAUCUAUAUCCAUACAAAGAUAUCUACAGUAUAUCUAUAUCAAUAUCCAUAUAAAGAUAUCUACAGUAUAUCUAUAUCAAUAUCCAUAUGAAGAUAUCUAUCGUAUAUAA